GAUUGCACGAUUCGGCUCAGAAGCGCGAGAGGAAAGAAUCGGAUGGAAAACUUGAGAGAAGUAGCAUCCUUCAGUGUUGUUUGAUAAUCCCAUGUAUCUGAGUAUUCACACGCCGUACUAGAGAAUUGUUAGCGCAGCAGCAUAAGGGGUUGUACUAAUAACCGGGUGAGAAGUUGUCCGAACCACCGAAACAUAUCCCAGCGUAGUUGCAAAAGUCCUCUCUAACACACCGUAUCUUUUUCCUGGCAUCUCGGAAGUCAGCAACAUCAUGUUAAGUCACAAGGGGUUGCCAGCUAACCCUUUUAACGGCUCGUUCCCUUAUCAUGGUCAGCUGAUAACUCACGACCCCAGAUGCAGACAGUUCUCCGAGACCAGCGAGAUGGACGAGUUCGAGCACAUCUUCGUGGAGUCGACCCUGGGCAUCGGGGAGCACGGCUACAAGCGCCAGGACAACCACAGAGUGUUUGUCAACCGAAGCCUCCACUUGGAGAAAAUCCGGUUCUAUGGCUUCGAUAUGGACUACACGCUGGCGGAGUACAAGUCUCCCCAGUACGAGACCUUGGGCUUCAACCUCCUGAAGGAGAGACUCAUCACCAUAGGAUACCCGGAGGAGAUUAAAGAAUUCGAGUAUGAUCCUACCUUCCCUACCAGAGGCCUGUGGUUCGACAAGGUCUAUGGAAACCUCCUGAAGGUUGACGGGUUUGGGAACAUCCUCGUCUGCGUUCAUGGCUUCAAGUUCUUGAAACCAUCUGAAGUGUAUGAGCUCUAUCCUAACAAGUUUAUUCUGCUGGACGAGUCAAGGAUAUAUGUCAUGAACACACUCUUCAACCUCCCAGAAAUCUACAUGGUUGCCUGCCUUAUUGAUUUCUUCAGUAACUCUCCACAAUAUGUGAAGCUUCCAGAGGGAAUCAAGUCUGGAGAACUUUACAUGAGUUUCAAAAGCAUCUUUCAAGAUAUUAGAGGUGCAGUUGAUUGGGUCCACAUUAAGGGUGAUUUGAAGAAGAAUACAGUAGAGCAUGUUGAUAAGUAUGUCCACAAGGAUGAGCGUCUUCCCCUUCUCCUGGAUCGUAUGAGGGAUUCAGGAGCCAAGGUGUUCCUCCUCACUAACUCAGAGUACUGGUACACAAAUGCUAUCAUGGAGUACCUUCUCAGCUUCCCAGACAAGAAUGGGGAUGUGAGAGACUGGAAAACUUAUUUUGACUUCAUAGGUGUUGAUGCUUGUAAGCCAGUUUUCUUCAGCGAUGGGACCAUCAUGCGACAAGUGGACACCACCACAGGAGCACUCAGGCUGGGAACCCAUACGGGCAAGCUAAAAUUGGGGCAGGUUUAUUCAGGAGGAAGCUGUGAUGUUUUUACUGAACUUAUUGGAGCGAAGGGAAAGGAUGUACUCUAUGUAGGUGAUCACAUCUUUGGUGAUAUUCUGAAGAGCAAGAAGAUCCGUGGCUGGCGCACAUUUUUGGUGGUUCCAGAACUGGUACAGGAACUUCACGUAUGGACAGAAAAAUGUUCUCUGUUUACUAAACUCCAAAGCUUAGAUGUUAUGCUUGGAGACCUUUACAAGAAUCUGGACUCAAGUACCUAUGAACGACCUGACAUCAGCAAGCUUAGAGGGGCAAUCAAAGAAGUGACACAUGAAAUGGAUCUUAGCUAUGGCAUGCUUGGCUCAGUCUUCCGGUCAGGCUCACGACAGACACAUUUCUCAACACAGGUUGCAAGAUAUGCCGACCUAUAUGCCUCAACGCUACUUAAUUUGAUCUACUAUCCAUUCAGCUACAUGUUCCGUGCCCCUGCAAUGUUGAUGCCCCAUGAGUCCACUGUAGCACACGAGCAACGCUUCCAAGUUGGCGAUGGUCCAGUAUCCACAAGAUCACGUGCUUCCAGUGUCCAGGUCGACAACCCAGAUAACCUCCAGUCCAAGAGACCAAAGAUCUUAGAGAGAGCUCAGUCACUGGUGCCUCAUGCACGGGCAGAAACACCGAAACGUGUCACUCAUUACCAUGAUGAAGAUGACUCAGAGGAAGAAAGUGACAAAUCUUCUUGAAUGUCUGUUAUUCAGUAAAUAUUUUGUUGGUCUUCGGAUUUAUUCUGUAGGGGAGUAGUCAUGAUGAAUUUGCUAGUGGGUUUUAUGUAUUUAUUUUCAGAAUGGGUUAUAUAAAAGUGGGAGAAAAGGGACUGUAAAACUCAUUGAGUUUAUUUACAGGAAAUGUUUUGUUCUGUGGAUGAGGAUAAUUUAAUGCCAAGGAUACAUUUUAUAUUACUUUGCAUUUGAAUUGAAAAUUAAGCCUCGGUUAUUAUAUAUAGUUGGUUGCACAGAUAUUAUGUGAGUUUUUAAUCUGAAUAUGUAUAUAUUUUCUUCUCCUUUUUAUUAGAAUGGGCUGUGUAUAACAUUUGAGAGUUCAUGGAAUGAAAACAUGAAAAUUUUCAUUAGAAAAUCAUUAACACUAAAUCAUUGAAAAGAUUCUAUUUAGCAAAGGUGCUGUAUCAAAAAAUACUACUUAUGCACAUAAGCCAUUCCUUAUGAAAAGUUGAUAUUUAAAGGAGUUUUAUUGUGCAUGAACACUUUUUUGAAUUAAUGAAGUGAUAAACUAUAGUAAUCUUAGGUAAUAUCUAUACAUGCCUUUUAGUAUGUAGUUGAAUAUAGGAUUUCUUGCCUUCACUAACUGAUUGCAUCCAGAGUUAUGAUUCUUCAGAACAUGAGAUUGACCUACAAUCCAGACUAGCAAUAAGUUUAGUCCUUGUAAUAUUUUAUAUUCAAAUCAAGUGCGAAAGUGGUGAAUAGGAAUAGAAAUAUCUAAUGCACCUUUUGGUACUCACAAGAAGGAUGCAUUUAUAUGGUGCAUAUGACCUGACAUGGUCAUUUUUCAUGUGUAAAUGCGAUAUUCUCAUUAUAUUGUGUUCAAGUCAAGUAGGAUAGAUCUACUAAGGAAAUAGGCUGUGCAUGUUUUCAGAAUAGGAACAGGAACAUCAAGAUUUUAGCUAAUAACAUUACCGUAGAGGCUUAGGUAUAGAAGAAAAUAUCCCUUAUGGCAUAUUGGGCAGUUAUGAAACAAUAGUUGGUGAAUCUAUCUAAGAAUCAGGUAGUUUUAAUUAAGCUAAAGAAACUUAAAUUGUAUACUGUACAGCAUGGAAGUUUUAUCUUUAAAAAGUUUUUAAGUUUGUAUAUACUAUAGUUUCAGAUGUUUAUAGCACAUUUUAUCAAGAAACUGUAUAGUCUGCUAAUGCAUUCCAGUAUUGUUGUAUUAGAUAAUCUUAAGACUUUUUCCUAUCUCCUUUUUCUUCCUAUUUUUUCUCUAUCAAUGUGCUGACAGAUGUUAAUUAUUCUUAAUUAACAUUUCUAAACAUGUUUCUAUGAAUUUGGCAUUUCUUAAAAACCUAAUAUACAUCACUCUUUAAUCAGUUUCUUGAAAAUUUGUGAAUUUUGUAUAGUGAUGUGUAUGUGAUUAUAAGUUAGAUUCAUCAUUUUACCUAUGAUCUUUCAUGUACUCUCAUGUGGGUGAAAUUUGUUACAGUAUUUUUGUGACAUUUUAAUCAAUGUUGCAUUUUUAAUAAUUCUCUCUCCCAUACUAUAAUUGACAUCUUAUAUAACACUGCCUUGAAACUUCUGUGAUGGAAAGUAUGUAGUAGUGAAUGAAGAAUCAUUAUAUCUAGCUCAACUCAAAACAAUCCUUGCACCAUUAGCGACUUCUUUUAUACUUUGAUAUGUGGAUGUUUAGCAUUUAAUAGGAGAUUACAUAUGUAAAUCAACCUCAUGUUAUUUAAAUGCAUACUUACAAUAAUUGCUUUCACAAUGGAUAAUUCUUUUAUUUGAAACAAAAAUAUAGUUUUUAAUGGAGUUAGCAUUGCAGUCUGUAUAAAAUCAACUAGUUUAUAUAUUGAAUGGCAGUGCAAUCUGAGUAUCACUGCAGUUUAUCUGGUGAUUUUUAAAUGUAGGAAAAAUAUGGCAGAAAACAAAUAAUUGCUUCCCUGUGAGGCAGAGUUUCAAUAAUUUUUAGUCUGUUUCUUUUUAAUUAAGGAGAAAAGUAACAUUUGACAGUACAUUAAGUGAACAUAAGGCAGACAGUGCAGGUUCUUUCACUAUGGUUAAGAGGAUGAACAGAAACCAAACAUGCCCCCUUCCUUUUUAUAUUGGAAUAUUUAGAAGAAAAACUGUCCCAAAAAUCAUAAAUCUAUGCAAAGUGGAUUAAAAUAUAGAUUUGUAUAGUUUAAUUUAGUGAUUUAGUACUUUCAGGCAUUCAUGUGUUCAUGUUUUGCUAACAAGUACACAGUUUAUUUUGUAUCAUAGCAAUUUUUUAUUUAAAUCUGUAAUAUAGUGGACCAGGAAUUAAUUUUUUUGUCUCAUAUAUGAAUGCUGCAUGAAAUAAAAAUACAGUAUCAAA
This is a messenger RNA of Penaeus chinensis, 4376 nucleotides long. RefSeq names its product cytosolic purine 5'-nucleotidase-like (gene Nt5b). The record is from RefSeq and is a predicted model, not a curated record. Gene Ontology annotation, molecular function: 5'-nucleotidase activity. Lineage: Eukaryota; Metazoa; Arthropoda; Malacostraca; Decapoda; Penaeidae. The transcript is spliced from 12 exons. Bases 269 to 2041 code for a protein of 590 amino acids.